ACCAGACAGCACAAAGAUAAACAUCUAUAACAGUAACCGUGUCAGACGAGCUUGUUUUUAUUUUCUCGAAUGAACGGUGAAUAAUCUGCUUAGAUGGAGUUGUUUUAUAGCUUGAUCUUAUUCGCGAUGUCUUUCGAUGCAGCUUGGUGUUUCGUUCACGUCACUGCUUCUUCUUCGUGGCCGGCGGGUUCGUAUGCUCUACCGAUGGCAAACUCGGGAUGUCCCAAUAGCAGCGGAUUUACGUGGCAUACAGGACACCGAACUGAGGAAUUAGAAAACGAUGGCAAUAGAAACGCACAUUCAACGAGCAUUCACUUAAAAGCUAAGGUGGGAAAGCCAGACAUAACGCAACACUUCUGCGUGAAAAACUCCACAGCAACCGAUAAAGGAAAGCCUAAAUGGCCAAACGGAAAAUACUGCAUUUACAAAGAGGGCGCCUUCUGUCCUCAGGAAUUUUACGAAGGCUUCGUUCGUUGGGAUGACAACAACGAAAAAAACGGAUCCAAUCGAAAUAACAAAGAAGGAAAACUUCCCGCAGGAGUUUACAACCAGGACACUUUGAUAUAUUUUUGUUGUAAGACAACAGGGUCUGCUAUCAAAAGAAUAGCACUGCCGGUCAUUAAGCCUUUUUAUCUCAUGGCGUUUGGGUCCACAACUUGUCAAGAAGUCCAGGGUGCUGUGUAUUCGCUUGAAUAUGUGGUCUUUGAUACCGAAAAUACAGACAACAUGGACACCAGGGUUUAUCCUUUUCCCUACGGAGCUGAUCGUAAGGAGCCCACGAUUCACUAUUGUUACUACAGAGAAUGCAAAUGGAACUUAAAUCAGGCAAGCGGAGAAUUUUCCUCACCAUAUUUCCCAAGCAAUUACCACAACUUUCAAGACUGUCAGUGGAACAUUACUGCCCCCAGAGAUCACGUGAUACGACUACAGUUUGGAGUCUUCGAACUCGAAUCCAAUCCUUCCUCGUGCGGAAACAACCGCUGCGGCUGCGAUUAUGUAGAUAUACGACAAGAGUCACUGAAAGGUGACUUAACAACGCUUGGAAAAUAUUGUGCAACGAUUUCAUCUCUGCCAAUCAUACAGUCAUCGACCAAUAAAAUGAUAGUUACGUUUCAUUCAGAUCACGUUGUAACAGCCAAAGGUUUCAAUGCAUCUUAUACGACAGUACCGAAAUUAGCAGAAAUGACAUCCACAGCUUUAACGGAAACGUCUUCACCAAUGUACAAUACUUCAGAACCAACUUCUCCGAGAGUGAAAACAACUCAACAGUCAACUUCAGCGGCUACAGAAAGCAAUAGUUCCUCAUCACACACUGCACCAUCAACAAUAGAAUCUACUGAAACAGCUCAUAGUACGACCACUGAAAAUACUCGAGCAACACUGAAAGAAAGGCGAAUAUCUACUUCACAAGUUCCAGCAAGCACUGAGGCUGAAUGGAAGUCAACUGGAAGUAUUCAUGAUGUUAAAUCGUACAGGAACGAAGAAAUGCUGUCUCGUAAAGUCAUGGGCGUAUCGCUGAAAUACGUAAUUAUCGCCAGCAGCUCUUUUAUUGUAGUGGUCUUUGUCAGUUUUCUUCUGGUUUGCCAGCUUUGCAAAAGAAGGCAUCGUUUUCGUAAGAGGCGCAACCAUUCCCAUGAAAUAGUAAGAUACAACAGUGUUAAAGAAUCAAGCAUAUCCAGCACUCCACUGUCACCCAUCAAUAUGUACGGAGACAGUGGUGAAAUGGAGGAACUGUUCUUCGAAGAUAAGCAAAGCGAUGACAACCGACUUAAUUCAGAAAAAGGCCACCUGACUGAGAACCCUUUAUAUGAAGGUAACCAAUAUUCAAGUCACAAGGAUCCAAGGACAGAAAAUCGGCGUUAUGAACAGUUGUUUUAGAGACGGGCCUGAGGUGAACAACAAGACUUGGCUAAGGACAUAUGUGACAAUUUCUAAUUCAUAUAAGAAAGCUGGAUAGUUGGAUAACCUUCUUAGAUAACAGGAAAGUUUACCUGUUUAGGCAGACAGAGUUAUGUCUUGCUAAUACUCCACGCUGCCACAGGAUUUUAACAGUAAAUAAAAAAAUUUGAAUCUUUAAUUCUCUGACAACACCAACGUAUCUAUUCAUUUUCCAUGACGGUGCUUUUUUUCUUCAAGGUCAUCCUUUCAAUUAGCGCUGUCGUGGCAUGUUAAUCUAAACAAUUAUGGCACAAAACCUUCAUACCCGGAUUGUUGUUUUUUCUUUGGUCUUAAAAUGUAAGGAAUUGACAUCUACGUCAAGGGUUGUUUACUUUAGACUUAACUUGAAGGAUGCCUCACUAUUUAUGUUCGUUGUAUUAAGAUGCAGUGUUAUACUGAGAGGAACAAUAAUGAUUUAUCCUUUCAAUACAGGUAUCUGAAAAGUAACUCUCGUACCUUCUAUAAAUACAAUUAUUUGUCUGUUAGUCUUGAGAAUUUGGUGCUGCAUCAAGAGAAUGGAUCAUUUUUUUCAAUUCUCUUCGCAUGUUUGGUUGACAGAUGGUGAAAUUGUGAGGAGAUUUUACAUGUUGAGCAUUCCGUGGAGUGAAAGGGUUAACGAUCAUUGCGCAAGGAGACUGCGCGGAGUUCAGGGAAAAAAGAUUUAGUUUGAAUCUCUCAAGAGCUUUAUCUGCGACGUGACGCAUCUGUGAGAAUGUUCACUUCACUACCGUCCAGAUCGUGGAAAGAUUUAGCGGAACAAAAUUUGAAAAAGAAAAAAACUUAUCGGCGUGAACAUAGUUAAGUUCUAUGUAUAUUCCAAGUUAUCGUUAAUUCUUUGGGAAAAAAGAAAUAAUGGUCUGCAUCUGGUGUUUCCUUUUAGCUUCUUUUUAUUUAUUAUUCCUUCUUCGGUGUUAAAAUGACCGAGGUUUUAUGU
This is a messenger RNA of Pocillopora verrucosa, 2872 nucleotides long. RefSeq lists its product as uncharacterized. The record is from RefSeq and is a predicted model, not a curated record. NCBI's taxonomy places the organism in Eukaryota, Metazoa, Cnidaria, Anthozoa, Scleractinia, Pocilloporidae.